This is a messenger RNA of Pieris brassicae (large cabbage white), 1092 nucleotides long. It is a transcript of the gene DnaJ-11, whose product is annotated as dnaJ homolog subfamily C member 30, mitochondrial. The transcript is spliced from 4 exons. The record is from RefSeq and is a predicted model, not a curated record. Lineage: Eukaryota; Metazoa; Arthropoda; Insecta; Lepidoptera; Pieridae. Bases 292 to 960 code for a protein of 222 amino acids.
AUCAUGUGUGUAUGGGGACUGGGACACCUAAUUUACACUCGUGUGCUUUUAUUUCUUGGAAAUCGUAUACCAGUUUAUAUAGUGUAUAGUGCAGAUUAUCCUAGUCUAAGGAUAAACAUCAAACUUUAAUGUCAACUUUUUUUGUCAUCCCUACUCACCAAAAAAUUCCAAACCAAAACAUGAAGAGAUCUUUUUUUCUAUAAUUAGGUGCAUUCUAUAUUUUCUAUUUAUGACAAACAAGGUUGUAAUAAUGUAAGAUUCAUAGAUAACGUGUAUUUAAAAAUAUCAGUGAUGGGCUCCAUUCAGAAGCUUAGUCAAAAUAAAUCAAGGUUAGUCUGCGGCUUUUCCCGUAUGUUUGGAACAUCGCCGCAGAUCUUAACGAGCCACUAUGAUGCAUUGGGGAUCACACCAAACGCUACCCAGCGGGAUAUUAAAUCUGCUUACUAUAAAUUGUCGAAACUGUACCAUCCUGACCUGUCUACCGAUGAAGAAUCGGCUAAAAAGUUCAGAGCCAUCACUGAGGCCUAUGAAGUUCUAGGAAAUAUAAAUCUUAAGAAAAUGUAUGAUAAAGGAUUAAUGGUUGGAAGACAUAAUGAUUCCAGGAUAAAGUAUAAACCUGAUGUUGAACCUACAGAUCCUACUUUAAAGUUCUACAAGUCUAGGACAAAACGCCAUAUAACACCAACGAUUGAUGGCAAAACACCUAUAUAUGACUUUGAUGCAUGGUCUAAACAACAUUAUGGAGAAAUAUUUAAAAAAAAUCAACGUGCAAAAAAUAUUAUUAGGACAAAAAAAGAAAAUGCUGAUUUGCAUUCACAAGCACGGCGUCAGGAAUCAAUUGUUUAUUUUAUAUCAGCUGUUGGCUUUCUUUUUAUUGUUUUUGUAGCUUAUGGAACCACAGAUUAUGAUGAAAACAAAUUAGAAAAGUCUAAAAUUAAAGUUGAAUCAGAAAAUGUUUAAGAGUAAUUAGAACAAUUCAUGUGAUAUUUUAGUCAUAGUAAAAUUUGUCUUAUAUUAAUAUAUAUAUAUUGAUAAUCAUAGACAUGUCAUGUAAAUACCUCGUUAAAUAGAAUACCUAUUUUGUUUAAAUAA